Messenger RNA from Humulus lupulus (European hop), 3438 nucleotides. Its product is annotated as receptor-like protein 6. Gene Ontology annotation, molecular function: protein binding. The coding region runs from base 1 to 3438 and encodes 1145 amino acids. The record is from RefSeq and is a predicted model, not a curated record. Lineage: Eukaryota; Viridiplantae; Streptophyta; Magnoliopsida; Rosales; Cannabaceae. The transcript is spliced from 4 exons.
AUGGGUCUGUUUUCAUGGCUCUACUCUCUCAUCAUUCUCUUCUUUUUCUUCUUUGUUACUUCUUUGUCUUCUCCUUCUCCACCUCCAUUGUGCCAUCCCCAUGAAAGCUCUGCUUUGCUCCACUUUAGAAACUCUUUCACCUUAUAUAACGAUACAUUGUUCUCUAUAGAGUUUCGUAGGAUUAAUAAUCCUAAUAAUACAAUUUCAUGGAACAAAAAUAUGGAUUGCUGCAGAUGGAGUGGAGUCACAUGUGAUGAGGUCACAGCUCAUGUCAUCCGUCUUGACCUUACAUGCAGUGACCUUCAAGGCAUUCUUCACUCCAACAACACUCUUUUCUCUCUUGCUCAUCUCCAAUCUCUUAUUCUCUCUCACAAUCUUUUUGAUGAUUCUGAAAUUUCAUCUCAAUUUGGUAAGUUUUCAAAUAUGGUUCACCUUGACCUUUCUCACUCUGGUUUCACUGGCCAUGCCCCUCUCGAAUUGUCCCACUUGUCCAACUUGGUUACACUUGACUUGAGUGGGAAUGAUCGUUUGAUACUAGAUACUUCUAGCUGGAAAAGAACUGUAGCAAACCUAACAAGUCUCGGAGAAUUGUUUCUUAGUGGUGUCAAUAUGUCUUCAACUUCACCUGAUUCCUUUAUGAAUCUGUCAACUUCUUUGACAUCUCUUGAUCUUAGUUGGAGUUCUUUGCAGGGGAAACUUCCAGAAAAUGUUCUUAGUUUGCCAAACCUUCAACAACUUGAUUUGAGUCACAACCUAAAUCUCAAUUGGUCUUUUCCACAAUAUAAUUGGAGCAGCCCACUUAAAGUAUUGAAUCUUUCUGAAUCUGGAGUCAUGAUAGAUCUACCUCAUCUUUGUAGAAAGUUGAAGUAUUUACACAUUUUGUCUCUAAGGAAUUACAAUUUCUUAAAACUUUCUCCCACAUUGCUUGACAACCGCACACAAAUCACUUCCUUAGACCUUUCUUUUAAUAAUUUUGGUGGUUAUAUCCCAUGGUCCUCCAUUUUAAAUCUACAACAACUAACCUAUUUGGAUCUUUCAGGGAAUAAUUUCGUAGGCCCAAUUCCAGAAAUUUGUAGUAACUCAACAAAAAAUUCAUUUUCGUGUGUCUCUUCAAAACAUCAAUUAGUGAGUUCUCCUCCACUGAAUUUGAAAUAUCUACAUUUAUCUGAUAAUGAGCUUAAUGGGACAAUACCAUCUUGGUUCUAUUCCCUUCCAUCUUUGCAAUAUUUAGAUCUUAAUUUCAACAAAUUUAGUGGUAGCAUUAAGGAAUUCCAACAUAAUUCUUUGGUAUCACUUUAUUUAGACUCUAAUAACUUACAAGGCUCUUUCCCAAGAUCAAUUUUUCAGCAAGUCAAUCUCUCGUCUUUGAAUCUUUUCUCAAAUAACUUGAGUGGUGUCGUGCAAUUUGAUCAAUUUUCAAAGUUAAAAAAGCUCCAAGUUCUUGCUCUUUCUAAUAAUAGCUUAUCAUUGGUAUCUAACAAUAAUAAUAAUGAUACUUUGCCCAAUACUCUUUCUCAUUUAUAUUUGUCUUCAUGUGGUAUAAGUGAGUUCCCGUACUCCUUAAGAAGCUUAGAAAAUUUAAGAUUCUUGGAUCUCUCCAACAAUCAAAUUGAAGGCAGUGUUCCACAAUGGUUGUGGAAUAUGGGUAAUGAUUCAUUGUAUUUCCUAGAUAUUUCUCACAACUCUUUAACGCAAAUAGAUCAUAUUCCAUGGAAGAAUCUAGAAUACAUUAUCCUCAGCUCCAACCGACUUCAAGGUCAUCUUCCAAUCCCACCACCUUAUACGAUAUUUUUUUCAAUCUCAAACAAUACAUUGUUUGGGGAAAUACCACAUUUGAUUUGCAAUCUCAAUAUUCUUCAAGUCCUUGAUUUGUCAAAUAACAAUUUGAGUGGGAACAUUCCUCCAUGCUUAGGAAAAUCAAGUCUCUCAGUGCUAGAUUUGCACAAGAAUAAGUUUCAUGGGAACAUUCCUUCACAUUUUGCAAAGGAAAGCUUCCUACAGAUUUUGAAUCUCAAUGAAAAUCAAUUGGAAGGGUCCUUACCAAAGUCAAUGCUCAAUUGUAAAGAUUUGGAAUUUUUAGAUAUUGGAAACAACAAGAUAAAUGGAUCAUUUCCCUGGUGGUUGGAAUCUCUUCCGAAUCUCCAAGUUCUUAUCUUGAGAUCUAAUAGAUUUCAAGGUCUAAUAGGCAAUCCCAAGGUGAGACAUCCCUUUCAAAAUUUGAGAAUUAUAGAUCUCUCUGGCAAUGAAUUCACAGGUCAUUUUCCGCAAAAGUAUUUUAAGAAUUUUGUGGGAAUGAUGAAUGCUACUUCAGAUUCCUUGAGAUACAUGGAAGCACAUUUAGGAUUAAGUUAUUAUGAAAUCAGAGAGAUCCCAGAAUUGCUUGGUAAACUCAGCUCACUCAAAGGGCUCAAUUUUUCACAUAACAAGAUCUCUGGCAGUAUUCCACCAUCUUUGGGAAAUUUGACCAAUCUAGAAUGGUUAGAUCUCUCAUCAAACGAGCUUGUGGGGAAGAUUCCAUGGCAAUUGGCAGCAAAUCUCAAUCAACUCCAAUUUUUAAAUCUUUCUUCGAACAAAUUUGAAGGUCUGAUACCUCGCAGUCGACAAUUUGAUACAUUCACAAACGAUUCAUACAAAGAGAAUUUGGGCUUAUGUGGGUUUCCAAUUUCAGAAUCAUGCAACGAGAACACCACACCCCAAGUUCAGCAAGAAGACAACGAGGAGCAUGUGAAUGGAUUUGAUUGGAAAAUUGUGUUAAUGGGAUUUGGAAGUGGAAUGGUUAUUGGAAUUUCGGUGGGAUACAUGUUCCUUUCAGAUAAAAUCAUUGAUGGGCUUGUCAAAACAGUGAAAGGAGAACAAUGGCAUCUUUUACCAAAAAGAUCAAAGCAGAGAAGGGCUCGUCAAAAUCUCAUUAUUAUCAAUGCCCAUUUGCGUUCUCUUAAACUUUCGGUUGGUUCUACUCAGAAACAGCUUGAAAAUGGCGGUUACGAAAAUCCCACAUCGGUUUUAGUCUCUCAGCUGGAGGAGGACGAAGAAGAAGGUCGUUUGGAAACUGGGUUCCUUGAGUUUCUCACAACAAAGGGUAAGAUGCUGUUUAAUUCGAUUGUAGAGUUGCCUUUGGAUGAUUUGAAUGGUUAUUUUGAUUCUGUAAAGGUUGAGUUGGUUGAGGUUGAUUUGAUUAGUCUGUUGAAAGCUUUGGACCUUUCUGGGAAUUGGGAAAGAUCCCUUUUGUUGUUUGAAUGGGUUUUGUCGAAUUUGUGGCCUGCGAAAGUGAAACUUAAUAGCCAGGUUAUUGAACUCAUGGUUAGGAUUCUUGGUAGAGAAUCACAGCAUACAAUUGCAUCUAAGCUGUUUGAUGAAAUUUCUCUAGAUGAAUUCUCGCUUGAUAUUCGAGAGAAUUCAUCUAGAGAACAAAAGCUAGUAACUGAAAAUUUUAGAUAG